AUGGUAAAUUGUCAGCUAAGCAUGGUUAUGUUUUCCUUUUGCUUUUACCACUUGAGUUUCCUUGUGCUAAGGGGUAGCUCAACGAAGCCAGAUGUGCGCGUAGUUCUGCUUUAUCCACUUAGUUCUUGUGAUCAAUUAAUUACGGAUGUACCGUUCAACUCAGCCUUUGAUGUAGCAGCUAAGGCGAUCAACGAUUCGCAAGACUUUAGUUUUACAAUGUCGAUUGAAUCGCACGACACCCGAUGUAGUGAGUUGGUUGGAAUCAAGGCAAUGACGCAGCAAUGGAAUAGCGCAGUACAUGCCUUCAUUGGACCGGGUAAUGACAGUUUUUGCGCAACAUCAGCCAGGAUCGCAGCUUCUUGGAAUCUUCCUCUCAUUUCUUACGUAAGUGCUUGUCGUUUUUUGUUAUGACAAGGUUAACAAAGAACUUAUUCUACCUCUAAGGUAACUCAGUAAGCGAGUGCAUGCUUGACAAUCGGCUGUCAUCAGAUUUUGAAUAGCUUAUACUAUAUACAAGCUGAAGUCAGCGUAUUCCUGAGUCAAUUCCUUGUGAUUUCAAAAUGAUAGCUGGAGCCAGCAUACUCGCUAUUCUCACAAUGCUCAUAACGCAGGGUCAGGCAUGCGAGAAACCCUGUUUAGUACGGUAUAGCAUGAUGACGCUCAUUUUCAUCUUUAGCUUAGCAUGUUGUCGAACUGGUUCCAAAAUAAAGCUCAGGUUUCGCUUGGUUUCUGGCUAAUUUCGAACCUAAUAGAAGUUUGAUACGACGAAACUCAAGGGCCACCACUUUCGUCUUUCCGCGACAGGACGUUUUCAGUAUGGUUAUUAUAUACGGUAUCUCGAUCCAGCCAUUAGGUUGCCGGUCUAGUGUUUGAUACCCUUAGAUAAAGUGUAUUCAUUAGAGCUAUAUGUAUUUUGUGACUGUAUUUUUUUAAUUUGUAAUUCAAGUCGUUUUUGAGUCAAUAUAACUGAAGAGGGCCACGUCUUCAGGAAAGCGAUUUAUUUAACAACAUACUUGACCAAAGAAAAACAGUUCUGUGCCUGUCGGGCGGCUUAAUUUCUUUAUUGCGAACAUUUUCAGUCUUUUUAAACUCUACUGAACCUUGCUUUAAUUUAGAAGAAAGAAAGGUUUUUUGGCCUGAUAUAUGGUGAGAGCAACACCCGAACUGUAAUAAGUUAGGGGAAAAGCCUUUAAGUUAGGCGAUAUCGUAUCAAAACUUCUCUUGUACAGUACUAGUAAAGAGAGUAAUUAGGGAUAAAAAGGCAGAAAAGGGAGUAAUUAGGACUGGAAAACUAUACGAACACGUUCUGUACCGUUGAACAAGUAAAAUUAAACUGAAAUGAAAAUUCUUCGAGUAUAGGUUGCGUACUAUAACCUGUCAGAAGGAGAGGUUGUAUCAAAUUACAAGGAAAGAAAAGAGAAGAUGGCAAAACAAAAGGCAAAACGAAUCUAAAGACCUGGAUCUGGAACUCAUGGUCAACAUUUAAUGACAGAGCAACUAAAAAUGAUAGGCAGCUUGUUAUUUACUUCUUCCGAUCAUUUAUACUUCAGUAAUUCUUGCCAUAAUCUGAAGACACAGGAAAAUGAAGGUUCUCUUAUGAGCUCAACAUAGUAUCAUAUAAUGUAUGAAAUUAACACUCAUGACCUCUCAAAGAAGAAUCGGUUCUCGUAAUAUGUAGAGAAAGAAGAAAAAGACUGUUGUUUGUUUGCCAAACAAAUUGUCAGUUGUGAAUUCAAAAACGUGUUUGGUGCUUAAGAGUACCGUAACAAUGCGUACAUCACCAGUACGAAGUAAAACAAGAGAAGGUAUAAUAAUCUUCUCCUAGUUAUAACUAAUUAGCAUUGCAUAAAAAAGAAAGCUGCAAGCCAAUAGCCGGCCAACCGGGAAAAGGAGGGCUGCUUGAAAAAAUGCAUACCCGCGCUGAAGUCUCAUUCACAUGACUGCGAGCAUGCGCAGUCUCCUAUCUUUCUUCAGUUUCGCAGUUCACAGCAGGCAAGAGAGCAGGCUAAUACUAACGCUAUCUAUCGGGCGACCUUGCUACCCAGCUAACGUUGAGAAAAAUCAAGAUACUUGUUUUAUUAUUCAAUUUCUGCUUUAGUUCUGUGACGAAGAUGUCGUAUCAGAUAAGAGACUCUACCCAACAUUUGCGAGGACAAGGCCUCCCAACUCACAGUUGAGCAAGAGUGUCCUGGCGGUGUUAAACAGAUUUUCGUGGAAAGUUGUCGCCAUAUUGUAUUGUUCCAAAGAGAACUGUUUCGGUCAGCAGUCAUGGGAGAAAACCAAGGAUGAUAUGAGCAAAGUAUUCAAAGACAACAAAAUUCAUGUUUCUUAUGAAGCUAAAAUCACGCCUUGGGAACAUGAGUUUGAGGAGAUUGAUCGAGUGUUGGAGGAUAUCAAAACAAAGGCUCGCGGUGAGUAGAAAUGUUUUCUACAAUCGCCAGUAAAACAGAUACGAUUGUUCUUAUAACAAGGUUGUUAAAAGCAGCGUUUAAACGUUUAUCGUAUUUAGUCAAUAAAGUAUUCAUUUGGUUAUUCCUGUGAUACACACGGAGACACUUAUACGGAGAUUAAACAAGGCAGCACUUGAGGCGUUCGGUUCCGAAGGCACGGAGAAAAGUAAUAAACAACUGUUUCGUAUUCGGCCGGACGUCCUUGAAAGUUUUUAGUUUAUUUCCUUUUAAGGCUAUACUUCUGUUUUGAGCUUCUGCCAGUUUUUUCCAAUAAGUUAUAUUCGUUUUCAGUAACUAUCUACAAGAGAAUUACUUCAGGGACAUAGAGAACUGCUUCAGGGACAUAAGUGUCGCUCGAAACACUCACUGUUAAAUGAAUAAAGGGAUGACUAAGUCAAUAGAACUUCUAUUUGCCAGUUGAACUGGCACUGCGUCAGUUGGAAAGAGUGAAUUAAACUCGCAAGGAUUUCAGUACUCUUAUCUGACUAUAUCAGUGAUGCGCUGACGAAGCUAAUGUUUUAAUGGCAGCUAGCUUGUGACUAAAGCCGUCUCUGCCCGCUUCUCGCCGCUAGAGACGUUCCGCGGGAGAGAAAUUAUGGGCUUUAAGAUCCGAAGACGAGACGGCAGCGAAAACGUAGCUCAAAAAGUGAAUUUGCGUUCUUUUAGCCUUCAUCGCGACUAUUCCUAACCACUUACUUUCAAUUUUCAAAAUGCAGGCGAACCCUCCUGGAGCUGAAUUUGUAAGAACCAUGCUCUGUUUCAGAGAGAGAAAUGAAAUUUCGUCGUCGAUUGGGCGCUUCUUUACGUCCCCACAAAACGUUAGAUUAGGUAUUUCCACGUCGUAGUCGUGCAAAAACGGUAACGAAAUGUACAAACAAGCGUGAUUCACGUGUAAAGUCGUUGUUUUGCUUAUCAUGAAUUAAAACCUAUUGCUUUUUUUGACGUUCUCGUUGCCGUCGCGUCGUUGUAUCUUAAAGUCCUAGCGGCGAGGGGCAAAGAGAGAUGGUUCUAUUCGCAGCUAAACACCAAUUUCUUUUAACUAAGGGAGCGUUCGAUUGAUCUUAUUUCGAAAAAAGAAUGCAUGGGACAGCAUACUCUAAAAUUGGCUUGUUUGGUGGCUUCAUUGUAUGAUACAGUGAAAAAAUCUAGUAGACAUAAAAAAGUAAGAUGAUUGUAGCAUUCAAAUGGUCAAAAACUGAAUGUGUGGUUGAAGAGGUUUGUCAACAUUUUCUGUGUAUUCUUAUUAACUCAGGAAAGCGAUCAAUCGUAAAGCACCCUAAAAUUUUUCGACGAAAAACUUUAAGUUACACGUGUGCAAUUUAUAAUUCCACUGUUAGUCCCAAUUCUUUUCUUUCCUUUCAGUCGUCAUACUGGCCACAAAUCCAGAGAAUACACCAUUUUUUAUGACACGCGCAAGAAAAAAAGGCAUGACCAACGGUGAUUACGUGUAUAUCAUGAGCACACUUUCUGACGUUCAGGAUCAGGGUACGGAUUACUGGUUGCAGGGAAAGGGCGGAAUAGUGAAUGAAAAUGAAUCAAGAAAAGCCUUGCAGUCGGUUCUUGCACUAGUUCCAAAGCCAUUCAACCUCACUAAGUACAAUGACUUUAAAAGGCGACUCAUUGGUGAAGCAGAGGACGUAAACUAUACCCUAGAGAGUGUAAGUAUAGAAUCACUUUGAUUUUCAAUGUAUCUUCUUAAUUUCCUAAAAGCCAGGUAUCUAAAUCUAAAACUUUAGCGGGUCGUGGGAUUUACCUUUAUUUGUACGAAGUAAAUGAGAUUUACUUCACUGGUGCUCGGAUGUAACCACUGGGAAAGAAAGGGAUAAACAAUUUCUCAAACUGGGAAUAGAAUUUCUCUACUUUCACGAUCUUCGACUAUAUUAUUUGACACAAUUGCUCCAUCAAAUGUGCCUAUUUUUUGAAAUAAAAGAAAUAACAAUCUGUACCAAUAGACCUCAGUAGACAUGUAAGAUUAUGUCAGUUUUUUUCCUUUGCACCUAACCCUCGCCGCAACCCAGUAAGCUGGUGUGGGGUCAUUUCAUCAAGCUCGUCCCUGGGUCUUCUUGUUUUCCAAUAUGGCGGCGGCAGGAAAGAAGCCACCAUCAGUUCGAAAACGAGAAGACCCUGGUGACGAGGGUGGUUGUCGGGGAAUGAAACGCGCGCGUUGGCACGUGACAGAGAUCAAAAUGGCGCCCGAUUUGGGAUGUGUUCUACCCGAGGUCUCCUCUCAGCUGCGGAUCUGAUAAACUUUCGCACAAACUCAUUCAAAUGAUCAGUCCAAAGAAUUUUAUCUGCGGCGCACGUAAACAAAACCUACCUGGGGCGUGUUUCUCGAAAGUUCCGGUAACUUUUCGGGCCCGGAAAGCUGUUUUGUGUUUCUUGUGUUUGCAUUCAGCAAAGCAAAGCAAAGUUUCAGUAAUUCUGAGGAUAAUAAAAUGAAACUGUCAGUUGACGAAGCAAAAUUGACUGGUUUGUGGGCUAGAACUGUGCUUACUACUCAACUGGUUUGGAUUUUGAAAUUUGCCUUCAGGCCCGAAAAGUUUCCGGGCCUUUGGAGAAACGGGCCCCUAGUUUGAUUGAUGUAUUGAUCGCACAUUAAUCAACACUACCAGCACCGCACCAAUCAGAAUCUGCGUUCCUGGGCAAACGCCUUUUUUUUAGGAUCGUGGGUUCGGGGACGAGCGUUUCCUUUUCUCUCCUCCCCCUUCAUUCCUCUGUUAUGUUCUCGUCCCAACUUUCCUGAAAAAUUCGGGUGGAAACCCUUGCUACGCAAACUACCUGCGAAGGUUCUCGCGUGCACAGAUCAACGAGACGAUUACAGCAGUAGUGAAAGUAAAGACAGUGAUUUGGAUGAGGCCGGUGCAAAUAACAGAAGUGGUUUUAAUAUGGUUGUGCCAACAAAGGUUGGAAGGGAAAGAGUGUUCACCAGCAGAAUAAAAUAUUUUCUUCAGUACAGGUGACGGUACAUUAUACAAACGGUAUCACAAUGCUUUUACUUCAUUAUGUGCAUCAUGCAGUUCGUAAACGAGCACUGGAAAUGGGAUUUCAGAUUUGGUUACUGGGAUUCGUACCAAAAAUUAAUUUGGCUGGGAACUGUGAUCUGGAUCAAACUUGGGUAGGAACUGGGAUUGGUUAUCCCCAUUCAGGUUAAAUAAUAUUCAUUUAUUUCGACUCCUGUUGGGAGUAUUCGGAUUAUUUUCCUAGUCGCCUGUGUCACUGACUGAGGAGACAGCUUUCUCAAGUAACCACCAUACUUGAAAUUCACCAUCACGUCUCUUUCACUCAUUGCGCAUGCGCAUAAGUACAUAUCGACAUUCCACUACUAGCAGUAUGCAGGAUGUGAAAGGUUUGAACGCAGGAGUCAUUUCAAAAGUAGGUUGAGUUUGAUUGUCCGAGUGUUUGUCACAUAAAUCUAGUUUAGUGGCCUUAGCUCCCACGAGUCUCCUGUGGCUCAGUGGUAGAGCUUCUGGGUUAGAAUCAGAAGGUCAUAGGUUUCACUCCUGUUAAGAGUACUCGCGGAAUUUUUCUUCCGAGCCACCUGUGUCACUGAAAAAUUUCUCGUUAAUCCUAAAUCUAAUAACUGCUUUUAAUCUUGUAGGUAUGGCAUUAUGCCACUUAUCUAUAUGACGCGGUCUUUUUAUACGCGUUGGCGCUUAAUAAAACCCUUUCAAAUGGCACAGACCCACGUGACGGAACUGCAGUAUUUCACAAUUUGAAACAAACUAGUUUUGAAAGUAAGUCUGUUAUCUCAGAAUUAAUAAUAAUGAAAUAUUUUUCCUUGUUAUUUGCAUAUGUUAUUUAUACUGUAAGUAGUAUGGUUUAUAAAACUCGAUCUUAACAGGCUGCAAUAGAUGUAGAUCAGUGGCUGGAGCAUCCGAACUAGAACUCGGAGGGUCGUGAGUUCGUGUCUUACCUAGAGCUCGGAAUGUUUUCUGAGUUUUCUGGUGUUGGAUUUCUCCUGUCUUUUUUCUUGGGUCGCAACAGAAACAAGGACUAAGAUUUGUUUCCGUGUUAUUAACACAAAAAACUCCAAGAUCCUCACAAGACAACGUUCAAAACGAACUCUAUGUGGCCGCCCAAAAUUCGAUCACCAUAGAGAUAAAAACUGCACCUGCAGUUUACCUCCUUACCGAAGUUGUAUAGAGCAUUUUGGAAAUUUUUUGCAGGAAACAAAUGGCAGUCUACCCGACAUCGGUCCUCUUUCGAGCUGUAUAUGUAAGGGGGAGCUACUCGUGAUCUGCACUAACGCGCGUAGUAACCAAGUCCAUGAUACUGGUGCAAUCAUUGUUAAUACAGUCAUGUAGUAAGGAUGAAUUCGAGAAAUUGUGAGCUCUUAUGUCCUUUCUUGAUCGUUUGCAAGGAAAUGGAUUCCUUGUAACUCUUUUAAUAUCUCACUAGGUGUCACCGGAUUUUAUGUUCAUGUCGAUGAUAACGGGGACUCAGAGUUUAACAUGACACUUCUUGAUUUUGUUCAAACGGUGGAUGACGAGCUAGGUGAGUUCUGUUUGAGCUUGAAAAAUUUAUAUAAAGCUGGUAAUCUCUAAUGUACAAAAAAGUACGUCAGUCAGUCUCUGUUCAGCAAACUACAGUGGCGUCAUAAUAUAAGUUGUAUGUUGGCCAAGGCAAGUUUAUCUAAAGGGGAUUGAAUUGCAGCCUUCGCUGCCCAAGUUGAACGUUUUUGGCGUGCAAUCAUCCCUCAUUUAUCCUGCUCCUCGCCACCUUACAAAUUCAGAGAUGUUUGGCUCUUGAUCAGGUUGCGCACAAUCUUAAACUCUUUAAACCAAGCGACAGUCAUCUGUGACUGUGGUAUUAAUAGUUUGUGGUGGUCGGUAACCUUGCCAAGCGAUGUACGACUGAAUAGUUCUUUAUUUUAGAAUGGAAUAAUUCUUUUAAAACAGGGUAAAAUAAAAAUUAUAAAUUAUAAAAUUAAACUAUAAAUAACGUAAACGUCCUAAACAAAAUUCAAAACUAACUAAAGCUAAUAUAACUUUUAUCCUCUUUUUAUGAAAGCCGUGUAUCUUUAUUACGAAAAAAUAAGAUUAACUAAUAUACAGGUUUAAUAGCAGUUUUACAGCAGAAUUUCCUUCUGGGCAUGGCAGACUGCCACUUAAGGCUAAACUAUCUUUACUAAACCGGAUCACUAGUUUGAGGAUUCACACAGUUCAGAUGGUAUGUCUGCCACAGGCUGUCGAGAGCCGAUUGCCAAUCGGCUACUGAGGCCGUGUAUCACGCAUAUCCCAUAAGGAAUUGUAGCGAAUGAGAGUUCAUGUCAACACUGCCCUGAAAUAAAAGCCCUGGGGCCUCCAACAAAAGAACUUAUUAUCCAUAUAUAGGUUUGGGUCACUCUUCCUCUUAUAUGUUUCCAUAGAAACGAAAACAGUUGGUGAGUUUAAGCUAAGUCAGUCAGGAAAGCAAAUUUUGGAAUUAAUGCCAGGGAUUAAUAUCACGUGGUCUGAGGAUGGUCAGCGGACAACUCCACCAGGAGAUACGCCACCUUGUGGGUUUAAUUUGGAGUUUUGCCAAACACCAUCACCAAGUAAGUGCCGCCGACACAAUUGUAUUUGUCUUUUUUUAACAAAAGGCUGAAUUCACACAUGAUCAUGCAACAACAGUGCGAGCCAUCGAAAAACGAAAAGGAACACCUACUUUUUACAGACACGUUACGUGAGACGUUACAAGACAUAAAUUUAGUUUUUCCGCAUGCGACUGGGGGAUCUUGCAUUCGAAUGCGAGAAUAGGCAAGCUUUUUACCGGUUUGAAAACUUGUCAGAACGUUGCAAAGUUCGCUUCAAAACACCAGGCAGUCUCUAACUUCACUUUGUUCAGUAAUGCCAGUGUUCUGGCUUGAUCUUUUUUCUUUUUUUAUUUCUUUUUGUUGUUGUUGUUGUUGUUGGCUUAAUUAACUAACUAUCUUCCCAGGUCCUACCACAUCCACUGACAAAGUGUACAUCAUAAUCUCUGUCAUCGGUUCUGCACUUGUCAUCGUUUGCACAGUCUUACUCGUCUUCUAUGGCAGGUAACAUCUAGCUGCCAUCUCCUUUUUUACCACAGCAAAAAGAAAAAAAACGCGAUCCACCUAUGAUCUUUUAGGGUUCGGAAGACAGGAUGGUUUCACAAUUUAAUUGCAACUGUACUUCGAAUUACAACGGGCUUUUAUGCACAUAUAAGCAUCUCGUCAGUUUACAAAUUGAAACGUAUCUUAUGCUAUUCUAGUAAUAAUACCAACAACAAUAAUAAUAGUAUCAGGCAGUAGUACUUUUUACCUUUUUUGCCAGCGAGUAUGACUCUGCCAUAGGAACUUACUCUGAGCUACUUUUUGGCUCCAAAUUCUUGACUUCUUCGAACCAACCAAACGCUAAAAGGAGAGGGGCAAAGAACGGAUGAAAAAAAAAUCCAAAGCUUAACCGCGAGAUUUCAUGCACACGCAUGUAAGCGUUCCUUAAAUAGUCCGAAAUAUCGUUAAGCGAUACCGCUUUCAAAGCAGUCUUAUCCCCUGCUACUGACGGUUUCUCGUUUCACAAAUUCGGCUAUCUCUCCUUGCCCCUUUAAAAUUUUAAUCAUUCCUUGAUAUCUUAGCUAUAGCCGACUUAUCUCAAAACAUAGCUUUUAAUUUUAAUUUUAUUUCACGAUUAGGAAAUACACAUUUGAGAAAGAACUUGCGAAUCAAAUAUGGAGAGUGAACUAUAAUGAUAUUGUCAUUGGUUCUAAUGCUGGCCUUUCAAGAACAACGUCAAGAAUUUCAGACGUGAGUGAGGUCAGUAAGCCAGACAGUAAAUUUACAAGAUAUUAACUGAAUAAUCUCUCUCGCGCUUACUGGGAGAGAGCUGUAGUGUAAGAAGGCUUUUAAAAUAUGGACCCUUAAUUAAAUUAGAGUACAUUAGGCUACUUAAGGUUAUUGGCACUGAAAUGUGUACUUUUAGUUUACACAGGUGAGCAGAACUCGGCGCGGUACAUUGGGAACGUAUAAGGUAAAUUAAAGUUAACAUUUUUCAUAGUUAAACUAUUCACAUCCUUAGGAGCCUUUACACCGAAAGAAAUUUUCGUAACAUUCUCUUUUCAGGGCUUCAACACGAUUCGAACCCGUGACUUCCGCGUUACCGGUGCGUUGCUCUACCAACUGAGCUAUGAAGCCACACACAUUGGGAGCGAGAUCAAUUUAUUGAGUUCAUAUCUCCCGUGAGGAGUGAAAUGAUGUGAAGUAUAUAUCAAAUAAUUCAUUUUUGAACUGCGGUUGUAAAUGAAAGUGAUCUUACUAGUAGCGUCAUUUAAAAGGUUAAAUUCGUUAACCUUUCUUCUUCGGACUUUUUUUAGUCCCGAAGUUGCCCUAAGCUUGGGCACUGGAGGCGCAAUGGCCACGCAACGAGAUGGAACUGAGCUACGAAGUCACACACAUUGGGAGCGAGGUCAAUUUAUUGAGUUCAUAUCUCCCGCAGUUCAAAAAUGAAUUAUUUCAUAUAUACUUCACAGCAUUUCACUCCUCCUCGCUUUCCAAUUGCUUAAAAAUCCCAUGACGCAGGAAAAUUCCACGUGAAGUGUUGGAUAGAUAUCAUCUGCACCUGACAGUUGACCAUUUUGUAACAGGUCAUUUAGAAAGAAGAGUGAUUUGAUAGUCAAUUUUGUUGCUGUUGUUGUUGUUUUUAGGGAAAUCAGGUGGUUAUCAAGCGAAUCGAUAAAGAUAACAUCGAUUUAACGAGAACUGUGCUCCUGGAAUUAAAACAGGUCAGCAAAAAUACCCUUUCUCUGAGGGCCAAUUAAGUAAAUAAAAUGUAAGACAGUGUAAUUCAUAGGUUUAGCGAUUGUUUAUAGAAUCUGAAAACAUUCGCUACACUUGCAAAUUAAAAAACUGACAUACCCCUGUAUAUUUCCAAAAUCAAUAAUCACAGCAAAAAUAUUGAUGACAUCGUUCCGUGUAUCCUGUUUCACAGAUUCGUGACGUGCAUCACCCAAAUUUGACCAGGUUCUUUGGUGCAUGUGUGGACGCUCCAAACAUUUGCAUUAUCACUGAGUAUUGCUCAAGAGGAAGUUUACAGGUAAAUUAGGACCCACUUCACAGGGGUCCGGACAAAUUUUUGAAUGGACGAAUUUUUUUAGCAGUACAACCCGUUUACCCGGAACCGUUCAAAUUCUGUUACUUGCACAAUUUGCCAUGCGUUCAAAAACUUGCACGGUUCUGCUGGAUCUAGUAUAAACGAAAGGCGGAUCCGUACAAGAUUUUGCCCGUUCAAAAAUUUGUCCGGAUCAGUGUAAACGGGGUCUAAUACUACCUGAAUUUAAUAAAACGUUGUCUUCAAAAUGAAAUUUAUCAUGUUUAGGAUGUAAAUAACAUGGAUACAAGGGCACUUAAUAGUCGAACCACUUCAUCUUAUUUGUUUUUGUUUUUACUUUUGUAAGUCAUCUUCAAAAAUAACGAUGAUGAUGAUGAUGAUGAUGAUGGUGAUGCAAAUCUUGAAAUGUACAGAUACUUUGGGUAAAUAAAUUUCUUCAUCUUUUUUGUCCUUUUGCAGGAGAUCAUUUUGGAUGAAGAGAUUAAACUGGACAUAAUCUUCAUUAAUUCCUUUAUUCUGGAUAUCACAAUGGUAAAACAUACUACGUACUUCAGUUGGCGAUAUUUUCCUAGUUAACAGCUCAUCGAAGUUGAUACAUUCUAGAAUUUCUUAUCGUCCUUCCUGCUUUACACUUCCUUCUUUGGCUUUACCUAAGACAUGAGUUUCUUUGUACCUGUAAUCUUGUGCAGUACCCAUACCUGGCUCGGCCAGACGAUGACAAUAAUAAGAUCAUUGGUUAGUUCCGUCAGCAAUAGCCAUGUUUCACACCGAUCAUACGCCAAACGCACGGAUUGCUAGUGGCAGGCCGCCGCAUCAUCGAUAUUGCGAAUAGUAGGAAAGACAAAGGCACUAGUGGUAACUUCAACAACCCGGGCGAAGCAGACCUCAUAGGCCAGAUUAAUCAGCAAAACAACAACUCUGCAUGUGCAUCGGGGCUUUUAAUACAUUUUAUCCCUGUUACUGCAAGUUUACCGGGAGAAACGUUCAAAUAUGACGUUUUAUACAGGACGUAAAUACACUGAGACCAAUUUUUCUUUCUUUUUUUCGCACUUGAAUACACCACCUAAUAACACAAUUCCAGGGAUAACAGCACACCAUUGACAAAUUGCAUGAGUGACUUGGAAUAAUCAAGAUUAAGUUUCAAUGGAAGUGACCUGAUUGCUGAAGACCCCCUAGAAGAUAAUUGAACAAGUAAUAGUGAUGCGGACAAUAUUUAAUUACUGCGUGGUCUUAAAGAAAGAGCCAAAUGUCUCUUCUUCAACGGUGCAAUGUAAUAGCUCAUGAUCUCUAAUGGGCAGAAUUGUGCAUUCUGUUUAUGGUUGAACUGUAAUACUCGACCCAUUCAUUAUGUUAAAGUUUCCCUUUUUACAUCUUCAGCUGAUAUGAACGCUGAAAUUGUUUUCCCUACAGGGAAUGGAAUAUCUACACAGUGUAGAUAUCAAGUAUCAUGGCCAUUUCAGCUCCUCCAAGUGCGUGGUGGAUAACCGCUGGAUGUUAAAGAUCACUGACUAUGGGCUCAGAGAGUUCAAGGCUCUAAGAGGUGACUCUAGCUCAUUUCCCAGGGGACACAACUAUCAAAUGGAUUACUCAAGUAUGCUUCAGUUUAGUGACGAUUGUCUAUGUUAAUUCUUGGUCAAACAGACAACAGAAACAGUCAUCUUCACAAUAAUUGGAGUUACUGUUGCGAAAUCUCUAGAGACAAUAAUCCUCGCUUGGAGGCAUCGAUCUGCAUAUGGCACUGAGGUCUUGAACUUGAGUCAACUUCGCAGGCAUCUCGGCGUUAAAUACAUUGACUGCCUUGGUUGCCGGUGACUUCUGUUCUCAUAUAGGAGGAGUAUCCCGGGUAGUACCAGUGUCUAUGUAGCAAGUAGCUCGUCGGCAUAUGAGAAACAGACCAUAAUCAGUCUAGAUCAUUCAUUAACUGUCGAUGAAAGGGUUUAUACAUACAAAAACGUAUAUUUUUCAAGUUGAGCUUUCCAGUUACAACACUACACAAUCAAUGUGAUCUAUUAUUUCAGAAUUGUUGUGGACUGCUCCAGAAAUUUUACGUCAGAAGGACAACGUUUUAAAAGGAACACCAAAAGGAGAUGUGUACAGCUUUGGAAUUAUAGUUCACGAGCUGGAAACUAGAGAUCUGCCAUUUGGUGCGUGCCAUCUUGUGCCAGAAGGUAGGCAAAAUAGGCAACUGUUAGAAUACUCGAUAACGAAUGUGAUGAUGGCGAUGAUGAUAAGGAGGGAGGAAGAAAGAUGAUGAUUACGAUGGGUGACGAUAAAAAAUGAUUUUGGUGCAGAAGAUAGUGAUAAUGCAAAUAGAAAUAAUUAUGAUGAUAACGAAUAUGAUGAUGAUGAUGGUGGUGGUGGUGGUGGCGGUGAUGAUGAUGAUUAUGGAACAAUUAAAGGUUGAGUUGAAUAAAAUAAGGGCAUGUUGCCACUUAAGAUACUCAACGUGUACAAGCCGCUAUCAGGUUUAGCUUUGCCUUAAGCGGUAAACAGAGCUAAGCUACACGACCUAUGGUUUAUCGAGUAGUCUGAUCGAUAUAUUUGGUCAGACGUCUUGACAAAUUCGUUGUUGCUAUGUUUUUAAGAUGCAGAUUUUUGUAUUUCAUUAUAGAAAUAAUCGGACGUGUUUUAGCUGGUACAAAUCCUCCUUUUCGACCUCCACUUACCGCCAACGUGACAAAUGAAGAUCUUCACUUUAUAAUGAAACUGUGUUGGAAGGAAGACCCAGAAGACAGACCAGACUUUUUGGAGAUACGAAAGAUGCUGAGAAAACUCCACGGUAGAAAGUAAAUUCGAUUUCCUAUCUCUAACUAAUUCAUCGUUUUGACAUAACGUCACGGCGACCAUAUCGCUGCACCAAAACAACGAAACGGAGGCCAUUUUAGUUUACCAUGAAAAACACACCAUAAAACCGCCAGCUACGCAGGCUAACUAACGAAGUAUAGUGAUUGACCUUUUUUUCGUGUAAAGACUUCAUUUUUUUGCAAGACAUUUGUAUGCCUGCUUACCACGACAGUGGAACGAUUUAUACAAAAGAUUCCAAUAAUGUGAGCAAAAACUGGCUGCGCCCCAAAGAACAGUAUUGAAAAGCCUUGAAUCAUGCCAAAUUCAUUCAAUGAGAACUUAGUUUCUUUUUUUUUGUUUGUUUGUGUGUUUUUUGACGAAUAAGAGUGAACAUCAUUGGAAGCCGUUGCCCCAGUUUUACAGACUUCUGGAUCUUAAAAGGGAGUCUACGAUAUCAUCUCUGGUUGCAUUGAAUUUUUAAAAACCGCAGUAAAAAAUUAACACAUGAAAACCUUCCCAUAAUAAAAGCAGUGUCCAUGUUCCAACUCCCGAUUUUUUUUACAAGUACAGGUUAAGUACAUGGUAAAUGCAUAAAUGGACUACGCUCUAUAUUUUUGUUUUUCGCAAAAAACGAAACGAUGCUGGACUAACGAUGUAAUUCUAAAAUCACCUACGGCCAAUUCGUCUAUGGGUAGCUCAACAGCUUAACUCGCCACAGUGCAGUGCUUUUCUUGAACAGAUGUUUUAAACAGAGCUACUAUUUACCUAGGCGUAUAUUGGUAUGAGGAAACUCUCUACAGCUCAAGAUUAGAAGAUUUUUAAUGAAACAUAGAUUUUGGAAGAAAAAGAAACACCUUUUUACCUUUAUACUAAGUAUGCCACGAGUAAAAGCUGAAUAGAUUUAAUUUUUUUUAGAAAUACUUUUGGUAACAUUACAGUAGACUCCCGAUAAUUCGAACCUUCAAGGGAAAGAGAAAAAAAUUCGAGUUAUCGAGGGUAAAAUGAAAAUUGCUUCGAGUUAGCGGGAGGUUCGAGUUAUAGAAGGUUCGAGUUAUCGGGAGUCGACUGUAUUACCAUUUCUAUUAUGGCUGAUUUUAUUUCUUUGUGUUUUAAGUAUGAAUUCAUGGUAACGUAAAAAACUUUGCCACAUUCAACUUGUGGAUUUGCCACCCUUUAGGACCAAUCUCGUCGACAAAAUAAUUUACAUGUUAGAAGAGCAUUCUCACAACCUCGAAAAACUAGUAGAAAAGAGAACGGAGCAGUGGAUUGAGGAGAAGAAAAGAACUGAGGAAUUGCUACACAGUAUGCUACCAAAGUAAGCCCAUUCAUUUUUAUAUGCCUGUCAUCAAUCUAGUUGUAGUGGUGCUGGUGGUGGUGGUGGUGGUGAUGGUGAUGGUGGUGGUGGUGGUGGUAGUGCUGGCGGUGAUAUGGUGAUGCUGGUGCCUGUUGUUGGUGGUGGCGAUGAUGACGGUGGUGGUGUUGGUGGUGGUGAUGGUGAUGGUGGUGGUGGCAGCGAUGGUGGUGGUGGUGGUGAUGAUGAUGAAGUUGUAGUGGUGCUGGUGGUGGUGGUGGUGGUGAUGGUGAUGGUGGUGGUGGUGGUGGUAGUGCUGGCGGUGAUGGGGUGGUGCUUGUGCCUGUUGUUGGUGGUGGCGAUGAUGACGGUGGUGGUGUUGGUGGUGGUGAUGGUGAUGGUGGUGGUGGCAGCGAUGGUGGUGGUGGUGGUGAUGGUGAUGAUGUUGAUGGUGGUGGUGGUGGUGGCGAUGGUAGUUUUGAUGGCGAUGGUGAUGGUGGUGGUAAUAGUGAUGGUGGUGGUGAUGGUGGUAGUGGUGUUGAUGGUGGUGGUGGUGUUGGUGUUGGUGAUGGUGAUGGUAGUGUUGAUGGUGAUGGUGAUGGUGAUGGUGGUGAUAGUGAUAAUGAUGGUAGUGGUGUUGGUGGUGAUGAUGAUGGUGGUGGUGAUGGUGGUGGUGGUAUUGAUGGUGGUGGUGGUGUUGGUGGUGGUAUUGAUGGUAGUGUUGAUGAUGAUGGUGAUGGUGGUGAUGGUGAUUGUAAUGGUGAUGGUGAUGGUAAUAGUAAUGGUGAUGGAGAUGGUGGUGGUGGUGGUGAUGGUAGUGUUGAUGAUGAUGGUGAUGGUGGUGGUGGUGUUGAUGGUGGUGGUGGUGGUGAUGGUAAUGGUGAUGGUGGUAGUGGUGGUGGCGAUGCUGGUGGUGGUGGUGCUAGUGGUGAUGAUGAAAAUGGUGAUGGUGGUGCUGAUGGUGUUGGUGGUGGUGAUGGUAGUGAUGGUGGUGAUGGUAGUGGCGAUGGUGAUGGUAGUGUUGAUGAUGAUGGUGAAGUUCUGGUGGUGAUAGUGAUUGUGGUGCUGAUUCCUGGGGAUGGGGGAGGUGAUGAUGGUGGUGGUGGUGGUAGUUAAAGUGAUAUAAAGUUGAAGGUGGUGGUGGAUAAGAUGGUGAUGGUGGUGGUGUUUUUAGUGAUAGUAGUAGUUACUGUAGCAGUUAGAGCAAGAAUUCAAAGAUGUGUCUUCACAAUGAGAUCGCUCUCAAUUAUGUUUGUCAGGAGCGUCGCCGAUCAGCUUAAAAGUGGUCGACCAGUUGAGGCCGAAAGCUUUGACGAAGUAACUUUAUUCUUCAGUGACAUCGUCGGCUUUACAGCACUUUCAUCAGAAAGUACACCUCUGCAGGUAGAGUCACUGUUCUUCGGACAAAAAAAAGCUGGCAUAAAACUUUACCAUUAUUUAUAUCUGUACCUGAAACCAAGAAAAUACAUUUUGGUUUUUUAUUUGUCAGCUGCUAUUCAGUCCAGUAAUUACUCAGUUCCGAGUUUCGAACCGUGUUCAAGUUGCUUUAUGUUUUUCCUUAUAAUUUUGUUGUAAUAUUAUUUCUUUUUAAUCGUUCUUUGUCUCUUAACAGAUCGUCACCUUACUUAAUGAUCUUUACUCUACGUUUGAUGCUAUAAUUCAAGGUUAUGAUGUUUACAAGGUUUGCAAGUUCUUAUAUACACUUAACGUUCUUGUACAGGUCAAGAGUUGAAUUUUGAAUUUUCUUCAAAUUCGUAGUUACCAUGAGACCGGACAAAGAUUAAAUUCAAAAAGGCAUCGUGUUGACUGCAAAACAGUCGCCUCCUUUUUCUUCGAAAUUAACCGCUGCUCGUAACCGAAGAGGCGCCAAAGGCUAAUCAGAUCUCAAAGUGUCUGUGUAAAUUUAAGAUUUUUUUAUCAUUUUAUUCGGUGUUCAGGAGGGAAACCAAUAUUUUACUGCAUAGCUUAGGGCUGUGCGUUUAGAAAAUUAAGGGAAAAAUAAGAAUUUAAGGAAUAAGAAUCCGCCCCUAGCCAGGGGAAUCACCCUCUCGCCGUAUGAAAGAGACAAAAUCGUAUUUACAGUAUCAACUAAUUUCUUCACCUUUUUCCUAGACCUUCUUUUUUGGCUUUGACAAGUGAUCUCGGUCUUGGUUAAUGAACAAACAAGGCUUUUUUGUCAUUUACAAAUCUAGGCUUCGUAAAACUGAUAGAAACCAUCUCAAUAUCAUGUUAUUUACGGUGUAAAUAACUUUUAAGUUAUUAAAAUAUCUCCUAGGUAGAGACCAUUGGUGAUGCGUAUAUGGUAGUGUCAGGUUUACCAGUCAGAAACGGCCACCAGCAUGCCUUGGAAAUAGCUGAUAUGGCGCUUCAUCUGUUGCAAUCAGUUCAACACUUUAAAAUAAAGCACCGGCCUGACGAGAAGCUAAAGCUAAGAAUCGGCAUUCACAGUGGUAAGGACAGGACCAAAUUACUCACGGUUCAAUCUUCAUAAUUAAGCAACUCCAUGUUUUCCGUGAUUUUUCCGAUAUUUCGGGCUCGGAAACAAAAAUGAAAAGAUCCUGGGGUUACUUUCACCAGGCUUUUCAGAGAGUGAAGGGAGAACUAUGGCUGGGAAAACUACAGCAGAAUUCAACCGUCUUUUUGUUCCCCUGAUGGAAAAAAAGCCAAAAUACUGUAGAUCAUCAUUAUCACAGGGUUCCAUGGUAAUGGACUAAGAAACUUAGUCCUUAUCAACCAUCGACUACAUAACCAAAAGCUUCCUUAUAACGUUCUGCCCAUAUAUAAACGGCUCAACCCGUGAAUGGUGUUAAAUUCAAGUUUGAAAUUGGGAGAUAUUUUUCCAGAUACUCCAGUUUUCCUCUGUCCUAAUAUAACAAUAUUUGCAAAUUCCAACCCGAUCUGAAAUAUUAAGCGAAGAAACACUUUCAUUGUCGACACAUGAUCAUACUAAAUAUUAAUGUUAAUAUUAUUUAUUUUACUGUUUAUGUCAUGCUGUCGAAUUGAAGGUCCCGUAUGUGCAGGAGUAGUUGGCUUAAAAAUGCCACGAUACUGUCUUUUUGGUGAUACAGUCAACACUGCCUCAAGAAUGGAAUCAAAUGGAGAGGGUCUGUACUUACUUAAUAUUUAUUCUUAAAAAUGUAUCAUUAAAUGAAUAAUAAACGUUCUAAAUAAUGUAAAGAUUAUUUUAACUAAAGUUUCAUUCACACCGAAGCUUAAUCACGUUUAAAGGCUGUUUACUUCAUUAAAGCUGCUUACUGACGUAAGUUGAUAGCAGAUUUAGUGCAAAUUACAGAACAUGUGGAAUUUCCUUUGAAUUCUGCGUAUUAAAAAACCUGUGCCGGUUCCGGUUUUCCGUGUCUGUUUUUCAUUUUUUAAAACCUGGUUUAUUCAAACAAUGUUUGGUUGGUGUGAAUGAGGCAUAAAUAAGCAAGCACACUUUCGACCUGUAAUCUUGUUAUCCUUCGUGAACAGCUCUUAAGAUACAUAUCAGUGGAGCCACUAAAGAUUAUCUAGAGAAAAUUGGAGGAUAUGUGAUGGAGGAACGAGGAUCAAUUGUUAUCAAGGUGAGAAUGGCCUUUUUCUAUCUUUUCGCGGUUAGGAUACUGAUGAAUUUUAUAUAAUUAUUUUCUUUCUUGUCAGCUAUUUGUAGAGUAUGACCUGUAAGACCGGGGGUUACUUAGUCGUGUAGGAUAUAACACAAAGAUUUAGCCAAGGCUAAAAGCGUAGCUCCAUUUGAUACAAUUAUACUGAUUAUUUGCUUCAAACAAUAAAUUUGGAAAAAUUGAAAAGAAGGGAGGACCAAAUGCCUUUUGAAGGAGGAGUUCCGCGAGGGCUACUACUUCAUGUAUUACAAGGCGGUAUGUCAAAGGGUAUGGUUUUUGUCCCAAUUUGGUUUGAAAUUGGUUACAGUUCUCGGGUCAAAGAUGGGAUAUGUCUUGCUGUAAUUUCUUGGGUGAAUCCAUAACGACCAUGACAUAAGCAUAUUAAAGUACAAUCACGCCUAUGCUUUUUCUUCAUUGCUAGUGAGGACCAAGCUUAAAGGAAUCAAGAGUUCAGAAGCGUCUUGACUUCUUUGAUCAUAUGAUUUAUUCUAUUUAUUUUCCUUUAUAGGGUAAAGGAACACUAGUAACCUACUGGCUGCAAGCAAGACGUCCAUUUCCUCAGUUAUUAGAUGCCAAUGAAGUUCACAAAACGUACUCCCAGUCAAGCAAAUUUUCCUCCUCGGCAAUAGAGGUGGAGCUGGAACACGAUAAAAACGCGACUGCAAAGAUAUGUAACAAAUACAACAACGAAGAUUCAGAAUAUGACUCGUACAUGAAGAAAAAUAAGAUUGAUCAGUUCAAAUAUGUAUAA
Molecule: messenger RNA, 18923 nt
Organism: Porites evermanni
Lineage: Eukaryota; Metazoa; Cnidaria; Anthozoa; Scleractinia; Poritidae
Source: the annotation of a GenBank genome assembly